UUUAACUGUUAACUGCUGGACAUAUGUGCAUGCAUUUAAUAAAGAAACACACUGAACAGUGAGGAGACAUGGAAGCUGUGCUGGGAUUGAUGCUGAUUCUCCUGGGAGUGUCUCAUGGUGUGGAAACUCACUGUGAUGGCAGACAGGAUGGAGCUCAGUGUUAUGGAGCUUUGGGAGGAAGUGUGGACAUCCAGCUGAUGGACAGCACCUCUGAAAUAUCUAGAUACCGAUUAUUAACGAAUUCAUUAGUAAUACUAUUUGUCAGAAAUAAUAAGGUUAUUUCUAAUACCAUAGUACAUAGAUCUAGCUUUUUUCCCAGAAAUGGAAAAUUUAGGAUCAAUAACCUGAGCAGGAACGACAGUGGUGAUUAUACCCUUCAAACCUUUGAUUCUGAUGGAAGAUCAUCAGGUGUGCGGACUUUACAGCUGUUCAUUCAAGCUCCUGUGACCUCUGUCUUGAUGGUUUCUGAGUGUCUAUCCCAGGGAGAGAGGAGGGUGUCCUGCUCCUAUGAGGGAGGGGACAGUCCUCAGUACAGCUGGACUCUGGAUGGACGCACACUGACAGAUGCUGAGCUCCUUUCUGUAAAUAAUGAGGAUGACAUCAUCACUCUGAAACAGCACGUCUCAGGACAUCUGGUCUGCUCAGUCAGGAACAACGUCAGUAAUGUCUCCAAAGAAGAGAAGAUAUCUACCUGCGGUGUGGAAACUUACUGUGAUGGCAGACAGGAUGGAGCUCAGUGUUAUGGAGCUUUGGGAGGAACUGUGAACAUCCAGCUGAUGGACAGAACCUCAGAAAUACCUAUAUACAAACUGUUAAAGAAUUCAUCAACAAUACUAAUUGUCAGAAAUAAUAUUGUUCUUUAUAAUACCAUAGCACACAGAUCUCUCUUUUUUUUGAGUAAUAGAACAUUUAGGAUCAAUAACCUGAGCAUUACAGACAGUGGAAAAUAUACCUUUCAAACCUUUGAUUCAGAUGGAAGAUCAUCAGAAAUGUGGACUUUACAGUUGUUCAUUCAAGUAAUCCAGUGCAAACUGAGACCUCCGACUCAGCCUCUGGAUCCAACGCAGCCAGUGCUUUAG
Molecule: messenger RNA, 1079 nt
Organism: Neolamprologus brichardi
Lineage: Eukaryota; Metazoa; Chordata; Actinopteri; Cichliformes; Cichlidae
Source: RefSeq, a predicted model, not a curated record